Messenger RNA from Beta vulgaris subsp. vulgaris (sugar beet), 2809 nucleotides. RefSeq lists its product as hypothetical. The coding region runs from base 220 to 2502 and encodes 760 amino acids. The transcript is spliced from 10 exons. NCBI's taxonomy places the organism in Eukaryota, Viridiplantae, Streptophyta, Magnoliopsida, Caryophyllales, Amaranthaceae. The record is from RefSeq and is a predicted model, not a curated record. Gene Ontology annotation, biological process: meiotic cell cycle.
AUAAAAAGAUCCUAAACUACGCCGGGUAUAUAAAUAAACACCCUCACAAAAUUGAACUUUAAAAACCUCUCAGUCUCAAUUUUUGAGCUUCCCUCACUCUGUCACUCAUACGGAAUUCUGACGCUCGAAUUGAACUUCAAAGCUCGUUCCAGGUUCUUCCCCCUCCUGCCCUUGUUCAGGGACAGACAGGCCUGAUUUAAUUCUUGCAGUCAGACUAAGAUGAGUUAUUGUCGAAGUUCUGCAUGCAACGAUCAACCAUGUAGUCAAUCUCAGAAAAUGUCCAUUGGGAUAGUGGUAGAAUCGUUUGCUAAAACUCGUUGUGGACCUAAAGAGAAAGCUGAUGUUUCGAUCACGGGAGUAGAGAAGGAAGCAUCAACGGUAGAGGUAAAGCAUAAUGUACACAGAGGAGUACUGGGCUCAAGCAGCGUAGCUAUGUGUAAAAAUGAUGUCCAGGAGGGUUCAGUAAGGGUCACCGCUGGGUCUCUUGCUGCAAACUUGGUAAUGAAAGACCUUGAACAUAUUGAAAACCAAGCAUCUAAACCAGCUAUAAGCAUUUUACAUGGAAACCAGUCAGUGAAUACUAUGAAAUCUUUUGUGAGUCAGACACUCUUAGAACCUGGUGUUGCCAAGAAGACCGAAGCUGGCGGGGCUUAUGGGAAGGAAAGCAGGAAGGCUAGUAUAAAGGAAACAUUCAAGAUAUUUUCAUGUGAACCCAAAGAGAAAGUGUGCAUCCAAGUAAAAGAGGUGCUGCAAGAGAAGAUGAAUGAUAUGGAGAACAGAAGCAAAGAAGCCCUGAGGAUGAAGUUGCGUGAGAUAUUAGGAACUGCUCAUUCUGACGGGAUGUUUGGUAAUGCAAAGAUUUUUGAAAAGAAUGCUAAUGAGAUGACGAUGGAGAAAACUACUAAAGGGGAUGCCCACUUCAAGCCUCGGCAGAAUUCUGAUUCUAUAGAAACUGAUUCUGAGAAUGCAGACAUGACAAUAAAAAGACCAGUGACUCGUUCUCUUGCCAGAAGGAGGGGUCCUGCUAGGAUGCGGCCAAGGAACUUAAAGCCCAAGUCGUGUGAUAAAGAGGAACCCGAACGUCAAAGUAGGGACAUAUUCUCUUUUGGUGAAAGAUGUGCACCUUCACCACCUCGUGCAGUAAAUUGUGGCCGUGCCAAAAGGAGUUGCGGAAUCAAACCAGGGGUUAUCUUAUGUCCUGCAACAAACUCUAAAAACAUCCAACCUGAGAUAACUGGGUGUGAAAAGGCACCGCCUAUUGAGGAUUUAUCAUUAGGCGGUGGAGCAACGUAUGCUAAGUAUGGUUGUUUUAAUGAGAAUCUUGAACCUGAGGCAGCGAUGCAGAAUUCUGAUAUCACCCACUCCCCUGUAGUCAGAGAGAGAAGUCAGCCGCCCAAUGCAGAGACUCCAGCUCCUCAGGAGAAGUUAGAGGAUCCUCCAUCCAUUGGUGUCCAAUCUCCGGUGCACCAUGCUAAUGAUCUGAACUGUCAAUGGUUUGAAGUGAAUAAACCUGUGCUGAAUUCUCCAACGGGCUCAUGUCCACUAACCAAUGAGAAGCAGCACAUCCAUGGAUUUGUACAACCAGAUGGAGGAGCUGUUUCUAAAGCUAAAUGUCUAUCUAAAAGCAGUACAGCUUCAGAGAAGGGCAAUUCUGAAUCAUCUGAUGAUGUUGAUGAAAACACACAUUUUUUUACCCCAGAGCCAUCUACAGAAGACAAAGAUGCUGCAAACAGGCUGUUCAACCCUGUGAGAGGAUAUUGCACUGACGAGAUUUCAUCUGCUAAGAAAGUCUAUCAAGAAGUAGAAGAUGUUUACACAUCUCCGGAGAUCAGUCUUGUGAGGAAACCUAUGCUCUUCAGAAGCAAACGACAUUGCAGCCAUGGUGUUGACUUUAGUGAUUUCAGUCCUACCUUGCAUACUCCAAGAGCAACUGGGAAUGCUGAUGAUGUAUUAACAGAGUGCCUGGAUGAAAGUCCAAAGGAUGAAUUGGGAAGAGUGGUUUCUCUAUUAGUUUUGGCUUUAAGAAAGGUUAAGAGCAAAAUGAUAUCAGUGACAAACAAAAAAUGCUCAGAAAUACUGGUGUCUGCUGCCGAAGAAAUACAUUCACAUCUGCGGAGUGUUGAGUCUCAGAUUCAGACAGAUUUAGGAAAACUAACGAGCCUCAAGGCAUCUAAAAGAAAACAUCUGGAGACAAGACUUCAAGAACAACAGGAACACUUGAAGGUUCUGCAUGAAAAGUUCAAGAAAGAGCUCAAUCAAUACCUUCAAGAGUGCAAAGGUGCAAUGGAAGGACUGGAAUCACAGCAUAUAGAGCUACAAGGAGCUAUAGAAAAGCAAAAGGCAUUACAUAGGAAGCUCCUUUCGCAAACGGAAGCAGCGAUGGAGGCCCAUCUCAUUGAUGCACAAAGACAGAUGAUGUCUGUUCAUAAGUUGGGAAAACAGAAGAUGCAGCAGUUGAAAUUCACAAUAGCUGAAUGCUUAAAAGAAGGAAUUUCCCAUUGAUCAGUGAACUGAGGCACCUUGUACAACACGUCUGGAUAUAUUCCUGUUGCGGAGGCCUCGUGUUAGUCGUGUAUGCUCAUUUCUGAACUAUGUGAUUGGGUUAGGGCGUUCUCUUGAUUCUAGCAUGUGGCUCGGAUUUGGAAUGCACAUUUUCAUGAAGAUCGUUUUGUAAUUAAGAUGACAUCCCUGAUGCUAAAGCUAUUGCCUACUUUAUCCUUGAGUAAAGGUCAGAUAUAAGAUUUUUUUUUUAUGGCGCGAAACCAGACUGUCUUACACAACAUCAACAUAUAUAAAAUUGAUUAACUGA